Molecule: messenger RNA, 1329 nt
Organism: Limanda limanda (common dab)
Lineage: Eukaryota; Metazoa; Chordata; Actinopteri; Pleuronectiformes; Pleuronectidae
Gene: chrm4b
Product: cholinergic receptor, muscarinic 4b
Exons: 1
Coding region: 1-1329 (442 amino acids)
Biological process (GO): G protein-coupled receptor signaling pathway, coupled to cyclic nucleotide second messenger; adenylate cyclase-inhibiting G protein-coupled acetylcholine receptor signaling pathway; chemical synaptic transmission
Cellular component (GO): synapse; plasma membrane; dendrite
Molecular function (GO): G protein-coupled serotonin receptor activity; G protein-coupled acetylcholine receptor activity
Source: RefSeq, a predicted model, not a curated record
AUGGAACAAGCACCUGGAUCAGACAUCAACAUGUCUGCUUGGCUCCGCCCCUGCAGUAACGCCUCCUAUGAGCCUCCAAUCAGAGCAGUGCGUCCGUACAGCACCUGUCAGCUCAUCCUCAUCGUCAUGGUAACAGCAUCCCUCAGCUUCCUCACUGUGCUUGGCAACACGCUGGUGAUCAUCUCAGUCAAAGUAAAUCGCCACCUGCGGACUGUCAAUAACUACUUCCUGUUGAGCCUGGCGGUGGCCGACCUGUUCAUCGGCCUGUUCUCCAUGAACCUGUACAGCCUCUACCUGCUGCUGGGCCGUUGGCCACUGGGGGCAGCGCUCUGCGACAUGUGGCUGGUGCUGGACUAUGUGGUGAGCAGCGCCUCCGUCCUGAACCUGCUGAUCAUCAGUUUGGAUCGAUACUUCUGCGUGACACGCCCCUUGAUUUACCCGACGCGUCGGACAGGAAGGAUGGCUCUUCUGAUGAUCGCUGCCGCCUGGCUGUUGUCCUUCGUCCUCUGGGCGCCGGCCAUCCUCAGCUGGCAGAACGUCGGGGGCAAACGAUCCGUCCCCGACGGACAAUGUUACACACAGCUGCUGUCCAGCCCGGCCGUCACUCUGGGGACGACGCUUCCUUCCUUCUACCUCCCGGCCAUCGUCAUGGUCGUCCUGUACAGCCGCCUGUCGGCCGGCAGCCGCAGCCGGCUGAGCGUCCUCCAGUCCGAGCGGGGCGCCCUCAGGACGUCCAGUCCGUCCGUCAAAGACUUCCUCAUGAAACGAUGGAGCUGGGUGACCAGCGACCCUUGUUCAGAUCUGUCUCUGAACCAAUCAGAGUCCAGCCCAACAAAGACCAGAAGGAACCGGAGGGCGUCGAGAAGUCCCGGAGACACGCCAGAGCUCGCAGACGUCUGUCUGUCCCGCCAGCAGCGUCUCACCCAGGCCGCCGGCCGUCGCACCAGAUUUGAAGAUUACAACAAAAUUGAGAACGACUCCUCCUCCAACACUGACCUCCACAGGACGGCGUCCAUGGCUCUGUCCACCUGUCCCAGUUUCAGGUCUCAGGAGACCAGGAUGCAUCGGGUGAUGGCGAGGGAGAGGAGGGUCACCAAGACCAUCUUGGCCAUCUUGCUGGCCUUCAUCCUCACCUGGACGCCCUACAACAUCAUGGCCGUCAUCGCCGCCUUCUGUCACGUCUGUAUCCCGAUCAGCCUGUGGACCGUGGGCUACUGGCUCUGCUACAUCAACAGCGCCAUCAACCCGGGCUGCUACGCCCUCUGCAACGUCACCUUCAGGAAAACCUUCUGCAGCCUCCUGCGCUGCCGCCGCUCAAAGCUCCGCUGA